Molecule: messenger RNA, 1224 nt
Organism: Diaporthe amygdali
Lineage: Eukaryota; Fungi; Ascomycota; Sordariomycetes; Diaporthales; Diaporthaceae
Product: tpr domain-containing protein
Exons: 1
Coding region: 1-1224 (407 amino acids)
Molecular function (GO): protein binding
Source: RefSeq, a predicted model, not a curated record
AUGGCGCCUACAAGACCAUCAAAGAGGGCAAAAGCCAAGAACCGAAGCCACUCCAAAAAAUCCACAGCAGCACCCACGAAACCCGCAAAACAGCUGCUCGCCGAAGCGACCGCCCUCCUCGAACAAGGCGAUGCGCCGGGCGCAAUCACCACCGCGCGCCAGGCCCUCGACGCGGCCCUGGAGAAUGACGACACGCGAGCAUGCGCCGCACACAUGCUGCUCGGCGAGAUCAACGUCGAGAUGGGCGAGAUCGACGCCGCGCGGGCGCACUUCCUCGACGCCGCGAGGCUGGACGAGGACGGCGCGCUAGCGGAGGAGCUGGGCGGCGGGCCGGAGAAGUUCAACUGGCUGGCGCAGCUGUCGGAGGAGGGCGGCGCGGACUCGGUGCUCUGGUUCGAGAAGGCGGCGGCGUGCCUGCGGGCCCAGAUACAGGCGCUCACGGAGGCGGCGGCCGAGGCGAGGAGGAAGGGCAGCGCGCACAGGACGGUCGAGGAGGAGAUCGAGAAGGCGGCCACGGAGAAGAAACACAAGCUGUCUGAGACGCUGUGCGCUGUCGCCGAGGUGUACAUGACGGAUUUGUCGUGGGAGGACGACGCGGAGGCGCGGUGUGAGGCACUCAUCACGGAAGCCACGAUGCUGGCGCCCGAGUUGCCCGAUGCGUGGCAGACGGUCGCGAACGUCAGGGUCAGCCAGAGCAGAAGAGAGGAUGCCGUGGCAGCGCUGGAGAGAAGUAUGGCGCUGUGGACGGAUCUGGAGCCUGAGGACCCCGGAGUGCCUCCGUUCCCAUCCAGAGUGGGGCUGACAAGAUUAUUGAUUGAGUGCGACUUACAACAAAAGGCAGUGAAGGUCUGUGAGAGGCUAGUGUUGGACGACGACGGGAGUGUGGAGGCUUGGUAUCUCGGUGGGAUGGCACAUUACACUCUGGGCGAGAAGGGCAAAUUAGAGGCGGGCAAUACGACAAACGGUGAAAAUGGCGCAGAAGCCACGGAAAAUUGGAAGAAGGAGUGGGUCAGAGCACGGCAGUGGCUGUCGCAAUGUCUGCUACUGUUUGAGGCGCAGGAGUACGAGGACGAGAGGCUGGGAGAGCACGCAAAAGAGCUGCUUGCCACAGUGAAUGCAGAAGUGGGCGAUCUGCCGGAUGAGGAUGAGGACGAGGAAGAUGGGGCCGGCUGGGAAGAUGUUGACGAAGACGGUGACGAUGACCACGAGAUGGACCAGUCUUGA